Molecule: messenger RNA, 654 nt
Organism: Symbiodinium necroappetens
Lineage: Eukaryota; Dinophyceae; Suessiales; Symbiodiniaceae
Source: the annotation of a GenBank genome assembly
AUGAAAGAGGUGGUGCAAAAUUUGCAGAACACCUGCCGGUUGCCAGCGACCAUAGACGUGGAUGCUUACAAUUCAGCCCUACGAAUCUGCUUGUCCAAGCUUCGUGAUGCAACGUCCGAAGACGAGUUUCGGAAAAUGACAGUUAGGGCAUCGGCCGAAGAAGUUGCCUCUGUCAAGAGGACCCGCGAUCGCACCCGAUCCCCUGUACGGCCAGCGGUUCAUGUGCCUCCACAUCGAGAGCCCAGUUUCAAGCAGCUGAUGGACCAGGCUUUGGCAGAGCUGGCGGUUUCCCCGAAGAAGAAGCCGGCAGCACAGGUUCUGAAGAAGCCCUCUGCAAAGGUCGUCGCUAAGCCGGACCCGGAAGCCCAGCAGAAGAAGCCAGAGAACACAGAGAAGCCAGAGAACACAGACAAGACCCUGGAGGAAAAGGCCAUGGAUAUCGUCAAGGAGAAGCAAGCUGCUUUCCCCUGCUGGAAGGACACCGACAUGCCCUUGGAGACCUACUGCAAGAACAUGGCAUCCCGGAUCUACGGUGGCAUCAUGUGUCGCCUGUGCAAGAGCAAUGAGAGGAGCAAAGUGCAAGCACUCGCUCGGGAGCAUCAUUGCAAAGAGUUGCACCGCUUGCGAAGCAAGUAUGAUUCUAGCCGUGCUUGA